Molecule: messenger RNA, 2622 nt
Organism: Doryrhamphus excisus (bluestripe pipefish)
Lineage: Eukaryota; Metazoa; Chordata; Actinopteri; Syngnathiformes; Syngnathidae
Gene: chst3a
Product: carbohydrate (chondroitin 6) sulfotransferase 3a
Biological process (GO): carbohydrate metabolic process; N-acetylglucosamine metabolic process
Cellular component (GO): Golgi membrane
Molecular function (GO): chondroitin 6-sulfotransferase activity; N-acetylglucosamine 6-O-sulfotransferase activity
Source: RefSeq, a predicted model, not a curated record
GGCGUGCUUUCGGACUGCGCGCAAAAUCAGACGGAGGACAAGAAAAAGUAGCAAACGUCUCACUUUUAGACGCUUUAGUGAGGGAAACUUUGAGGAGAACUUUUUCAUCUGACGCGGGCUGGUUAACGCUCAAUUUUGAGAAGGUUAAAAAAAAAAAAGAUCUUCUGGUUUGGUCUCCUUCUCGCUUCUCCUGUGGUGGACACAAUGAGGCAGUGUGUCCUUGCCGGAGACAAUGCAGCGAGAUGCUCCGUGGACGACGUUUCCCCCACCAUCACGCCGCUCGGCCACGACGACAGGCAGACAGAGCAACGUAAUGCCGCACACUGAUCCUCUAGAACUCGAGUUUCCACGCCAGGACUCAAACAAUGAAGAUCAAAUAUGCCAUCGUCUUCAUCUUUAUCGUGGCUCUGGUCAUCAUCGAAAAGGAAAGCAACAUUAUAUCGAGUUGGUUUCUCACCAGGGUGUCUGAUAAGAUGAUGCAGAGGCAAACGCCGCAGCAGACGCCGCAAUCUCCGCUGGAUUAUGGCAACACGACACAAAACAGUCUGACCGCAUUCUCCGAAGUCAAUGCUACGAAAAAGAGUAACGCCAAUCAAACAGAGGAGCAGCAUGAGGAAGAACCGGAAAAUCCGAAUGGUGGUCGUAAGCACAUCCUACUCAUGGCCACCACGAGAUCGGGUUCUUCAUUCGUGGGCGAAUUCUUCAACCAGCACGGAGACAAUAUGUUCUACCUCUUUGAGCCUUUGUGGCACGUAGAACGCAUGUUGACCACCAUGACAGACAACAACAACAACGGCAGCCAGUUGCCGGGAAUUUACCAUGACGUACUUCGCGGCCUCUUCCUGUGCGAUUAUUCUCCCCUGGAGAAGUACAUCUCACCGCCUCCCCAGAACCACGUGACGCCAUCGCUGUUCCGUCGAGAGUCCAGUUCAUCGCUGUGCGAGGAAAAUGUCUGCACUCCUGUCGUCAAGGACGUUUUUGAGAGGUAUGCCUGCAAAAAUCGGCGCUGCGGCCCGCUCAACUUGACCCUGGCUUCCCAGUCUUGCCUCACCAAACAACACCACGCCAUCAAGACCGUCCGUGUCCAUCAGUGGGAAACCCUGCGGCCACUGGUGGAGGACCCUCGCCUGAACAUUAAAAUCAUUCAGCUAGUCCGCGACCCACGUGCAAUAUUGGCGUCACGCAUGGUGGCGUUCUCCUCAAAUUACCAAACAUGGAAGGCGCUGGUGCAGACCGGCCGGGUGCCCGAGAACAACGACGAGGUUAAGAAGCUCCAGGGAAACUGCGACAACAUCAGAUGGUCCGCCGAGUUGGGGCUGAGCCAACCUCGCUGGUUGAGGAAACGCUACAUGUUGGUGCGUUACGAGGACAUCGCUCGCGACCCCAUGCAGAAAGCGGAGGAGAUAUACAGAUUCGCCGGUAUCCCCUUCAGUCCCCAAACUCGGGAGUGGAUUCUGAGGAACACCCAGGCCUUGCAGGGAGCCAGCGGGAUCUACUCCACGCAGAAGAACUCAUCGGAGCAGGCCGAGAAAUGGAGAUUCAGCGUUCCUUUCACACUGGCUCAGAUGGUGCAGCAACUCUGCGGACCAACCAUGAAGCUGUUUGGCUACAAGUUUGUGGACGAUGCAAAGACGCUCCUCAAUAAGUCCAUCAGUUUGGUGGAGGACAAGACCUUUCUGUAAAAUGUGAGGGUGUGUGUGUGUAUGAAUUUGAGCCGUGAGAAGCCUUCACUGCACAGACCAAAAUGCCUACGCUGCCUACAAGGUGCCUCCUCGGAACACUGAAUGUUUAAACCACCUAUUUAUUUUCUUCUAUGGCCAUUGAGAAGACAUAUUUACACCUCAUUAAUGAAGAGAUUUUACUGAUAGCUUAUUAUAUUUCAAUUGUCCGGGAUUGACUCCUGUUGUUGUGUGGGUUUGUCUAUGUGUGUGUACUGCAUGUCAAUAUUUAUGAUGAGGCUGUGAUUGCUCCACAAAACAAAUAGAUGUAGAAUAACUGUUGGCUUGGUACUCAGGUAAAGCAAAUGUAGCAAUGCCACAGAAGAAUCCAACCAAAUGUCGUUGAAUGGAAUGCUGAUGUGACCUACUGUACGUACAGUAAGUACAGCUACCACAGUAUGAAGUCUUUAUCAAGAUUUAUAAUUCAAGUAUUUUAAUGUGUGAAGUACGUUGAAGUCUAAAGUUAUUAUAGAUUCUAGAUCCAGUAUAAACAUGAGAAAGAUCAAAUGAUGGCUUUUGUAGUUCUAUGUUGUCAUGACGUGAAGAAAGUGAAUAAUAACACCUCCCAGACCUGACCUGCGAUAUGAUUUUAGUGAGGCCCCUGCACCUGCUUUUGACGCGCCUGGUUGGCGCCAUGAUUCCAUAGACGUGACAGUCGUCAAAGCAACACGAGUCUUGACCUUGUAAGGAAAAGAGCCCAACUUCGAUACAACAGGUUGACGUAACGCUUUGCGACUGCUAGCCGAGCUCUCCGGGCUGACCUAGCCUUCGCUCAGGCAGGCUUGGAAUAAAGUUCUUUGUUCAACUGGUUUGCCUCAUCGGAUGCGCUUCUUCAUCAGAUCAUCAUCAUGACCAGGAGGACCCCGGGACCCUAACUUGCAGACUUUCCAGACCUCUUGGUGGC